UAGGCAAAGGGUCUACACCUCAAACGAAAAGCGCGGAAAAGCAAAAAUUCGUUCGAAUAGGCUACGGCUGAAACACACGUUAUUGGAAUGAUCAAAUCUAUAGCAAUUCUUCUACUUUUACACCUGGCCGUGGUGCUAUGUGGACAAGGCAAUCCCUGCUGCUCACAACCAUGUCAAAACCGGGGUGUGUGCACGGCGUUACGCGGCGAUGAGUACGAAUGCGACUGCACAGGCACAGGUUUCUACGGCCACAACUGCACUACUCCCCAAUUCUUCACCUGGCUGAAGGUGACACUUAAGCCAGCGCCAAACACGGUCCAUUACAUCCUCACCCAUUUCAAAGGAAUGUGGAAUAUCAUCAACAAAAUCAGUUUCUUGCGGGAUGGCAUCAUGCGUUACGUCCUUACUUCUCGGUCACAUCUGAUCGAAAGCCCCCCCACGUACAACUCAGACUACGACUACAAAAACUGGGAGGCAUAUUCCAACCUUACCUACUACACGCGCACCCUCCCUCCCGUUCCACUGGAUUGCCCAACACCUAUGGGAGUCGCAGGCAAGAAGGAGCUUCCUGACAUCAAGCUCCUGGCUGAGAAGUUGCUGCUGAGGAGAAACUUCAUCCCCGACCCCCAGCACACCAGCCUCAUGUUCGCCUUCUUCGCCCAGCACUUCACACACCAGUUCUUCAAGAGCGACAUGAAGAAGGGGCCCGCCUUCACCCGCGCCCUCAACCAUGGGGUGGACCUGGGACAUGUCUAUGGGGAGGACCUACAGAGGCAGCACAAGCUCAGAUUGUUCCAGGGCGGCAAGCUGAAGUACCAGGUGGUGGAUGGCGAGGUGUACCCUCCGCUGGCCAGCGAUGUGGGCGUGGAGAUGAUGUACCCGCCGCACAUGCCCGAGUCUCAGCGCUUCGCCGUGGGCCACGAGGCGUUCGGCCUGGUGCCCGGCCUCCUUAUGUACGCCACCAUCUGGCUGCGCGAGCACAACCGCGUCUGUGACGUGCUGUACGAGGAGCAUCCGGAUUGGGACGAUGAGAGACUCUUCCAGACCUCGCGCCUCAUCCUCAUCGGCGAGACCAUCAAGAUCGUGAUCGAGGACUACGUGCAGCACCUGAGCGGCUACAACUUCAAGCUGAAGUUCGACCCCACGCUGCUCUUCAACGCCCAGUUCCAGUACCAGAACCGCAUUGCCUCAGAGUUCAACACGCUCUACCACUGGCACCCGCUUAUGCCCGACGCCUUCCACAUCGACCAGGAGGUCUACUCCUACAAGCAGUUCGUCUACAACACCUCCAUCCUCACCGACCAUGGCAUCAACGGCCUGGUGCAGUCCUUCUCCUCUCAGAUCGCCGGCAGGGUUGCUGGAGGGCGUAAUGUGCCACCUGCUAUUCUGAUGGUGGCCAUGAAGUCCAUUGAGAACAGCCGCAAGAUGCGCUACCAGUCCCUCAACGCCUACAGGAAACGAUUCAACAUGAAGCCCUACACGUCCUUCGAGGACCUCACUGGCGAGACGGAGAUGGCAGCGGAGCUAAGAGAGAUGUACGGCGACGUGGACGCUGUGGAGCUGUACCCCGGCCUGCUGAUCGAGAAGCCGCGGCACAAUGCUAUCUUUGGGGAGACCAUGGUGGAGAUGGGCGCCCCUUACUCGCUGAAGGGCCUUCUGGGUAACCCCAUCUGCUCGCCCGAGUACUGGAAGCCCAGCACCUUCGGCGGACAAGUGGGCUUCCAGAUCGUCAACACUGCUUCUCUGCAGCGGCUGGUGUGUAAUAACGUCAAAGGACCCUGCCCGCUGGCGUCCUUCCACGUGCCCGACGUAAAAGACCCAAGCUCUGCCACCAUCAACGCUAGCCGGGCGAACGUGGCGGCGAGUGGCAGCGACGUGAACCCGACAGUCGUUAUCAACAAGAGGACGUCAGAGCUCUGAUGGACCAGGCUGAAUAUUAUGUGAAACCUACUGGAAUUGUGUUAAUUUUGUUUUGUAUUUAUUGUCUAAUUUAUUUGUCUAUUUAUUUGUGUAUUUAUUUAACAUGUGCUUAAUAAUAUUUGCGUGCCGUGUGUGUGUGUGUGUGUGUGUGUGUGUGUGUGUGUGUGUGUGUGUGUGUGUGUGUGUGUGUGUGUGUGUGUGAGAGAGAGUGUGUGUGUGUGCGUGCGUACAAGAGAAAGAGAGUGCACAUGCUUGUUUGUUGCACACUAGUGUAAAGUCAGACUAGUGUAAAGUUUUAAAUAAAAAGGUAUUUAUUGUAUUUAAAUUUCUACGUUUUGUAUUGUGUAGUGUAGCACUGCAAUAUACUGUAUGUUGUUGCAGUUUCUCAAUUUUCUGUUAAUACUUACUUGAAUCGGAAUUGUUAGUUUACAUCACAAUCACAUUCCAACUGCAGUCCUUUCAUUCUAUUGCUUCUGGUAGUCAUUUGUAGAAAUGCUGUUGUGUUCAUCAUGUCAUUCAGUUUGUAUGUCUCUCGUCUGUCUCAUAUUCCAUUAUCUUCCUUGUAUUCUGUUCAUGCCUUACAGUCCUUGCCAGUCAUUCUUAAUAAAUUUUUCAGUUUUUAAAUGAGAAAUACCACUGGCUCCUGAGAGAGUUGUUUUGUACUUGAACUUUGUACGUAAAAAAAAGGAUUUUGUAAUUUAAUUUUUUAAUAAAAAAU
Molecule: messenger RNA, 2638 nt
Organism: Engraulis encrasicolus (European anchovy)
Lineage: Eukaryota; Metazoa; Chordata; Actinopteri; Clupeiformes; Engraulidae
Gene: ptgs2b
Product: prostaglandin-endoperoxide synthase 2b
Exons: 9
Coding region: 88-1920 (610 amino acids)
Biological process (GO): cyclooxygenase pathway; response to oxidative stress
Cellular component (GO): neuron projection; cytoplasm
Molecular function (GO): heme binding; oxidoreductase activity, acting on single donors with incorporation of molecular oxygen, incorporation of two atoms of oxygen; prostaglandin-endoperoxide synthase activity
Source: RefSeq, a predicted model, not a curated record